Molecule: messenger RNA, 3501 nt
Organism: Sardina pilchardus (European sardine)
Lineage: Eukaryota; Metazoa; Chordata; Actinopteri; Clupeiformes; Clupeidae
Gene: rhbdl3
Product: rhomboid, veinlet-like 3 (Drosophila)
Exons: 10
Coding region: 707-1924 (405 amino acids)
Cellular component (GO): membrane
Molecular function (GO): calcium ion binding; serine-type endopeptidase activity
Source: RefSeq, a predicted model, not a curated record
GCAGAACUUUGCCUGUGAGCUGGUUGGACGCCGGCCAGUGCACAGGAAUCGCUGAACCCGAGCGCUUCCGAGACACUGAGAGGUGGGCAGCCAUCCGAGAAGCGCCGCGGUAAACAACAGCAAGGUGAGUCAUAUCAGGAAUUCACGGCUCCGUUAUUUGGAUGAUGCUGUGAUGUCACCUAGAACGCCAAAAACUUGGAUUGCUGCCUCAAUUUGACGCAAUGAAGAUUACAAAGCAAUGACGAUGACUAAAGUCACAACAGGAAUAUGGGAAUAGUUUGACUGAAGGCGAUUUGCAUUAUUCUUUGUUAAAGUGUGGAUGAACACAAAUGUGCGCCAUACAUUUAAUGUCUGCGCAUGGAACUUCGCCGCUCCCAUUGAAACUCUUCAAGCAGCAAUUCGCGAGGAUAACCAUUUCACGAAAGAUUUGACAGCACAUUGGUGUCAUUGUUGAAAGCCUGUGACAUUCACGCGUAAUCUGGCGAAUAAUUCAAACAUCGUUUAAAAAAAAUGCCCCUUGAUGCUCUUAGAAUCUGUCCCUCAACUUAAGUAGCCUAACUGGAAUUGUGUGCGCCACAUGAACGGGUACAUACACAGACUGUCUCGGAAAGAACGGUGAACAUGGUAGUUGUAUAGCACGUUACCCAGAGGACGCCCAUGAGGAUCUAAUACGAGCGUGGCGGACUGUGAGGAGCUUCCCCCGACGAUGCGAGACGGGGCACGGGACGUGCAGGUGAACUCCUCUCCGGCGGUCGCGUCCAACGCGGAGGGAGAAGAGAUCGAAGUACUGGAAAGCACCGAUGUCCUCCCCGUGGCCCCGGAGGAUCAAUGGAAAUCUCUUUUUGACAAGUAUGACCCCGAGAGCUCAGGCUUCAUUAGCACCGAGCGCUUCCGGGACCUUCUGGCCGCCCACGGCUCCGAGCUGGACCCCCACAAGCUGGAGGUGCUGCUGGCGCUGGCCGACGCCAACGGGAAGAUCUGCUACCAAGACUUUGUGAACCUGAUGAGUAACAAGCGCUCCAACAGUUUCCGGCGGGCGAUCCUCCAGGGCAGCCGUCAGCUGAAGGGGGCGUCGCUCAGGGAGGAGGGGGGCCUGGGCCUGUCCCAGCGGCUGGUGCGCCACAUCGCCUACGAGACGCUGCCCCGCGAGGUGGACCGCAAGUGGUACUUCGACAGCUACACGUGCUGCCCGCCGCCCUGGCUCAUCCUGGCCAUCACCAUCGCAGAGGUGGCAGUCUUCAUGUACUACGGGCUGGUGCUGGACCGCUGGGUCCUGCAGGUGUCGUCUCCAGGGUUCUUGAGGGGGCCGCUGCCGUACCACCCCCGCCUACGGGCACAGGCCUGGCGCUUCCUCACCUACGCCUUCAUGCACACGGGGAUUGAGCACCUGGGGCUGAACAUGGCCAUGCAGCUGCUGGUGGGGGUGCCUCUGGAGAUGGUGCACGGGGCGCUGAGGAUCGGCCUGGUCUACGUGUGCGGCGUCCUAGCAGGGUCUUUGGCCGUGUCUGUGACGGACAUGACGGCGCCGGUGGUUGGCUCAUCUGGAGGAGUCUAUGCUCUGGUGUCGGCACAUCUAGCCAACAUCGUCAUGAACUGGUCGGGGAUGCAGUGCCAGUUUAAGCUCUUCCGCAUGGCCAUGGCCCUAGUUUGCAUGAGUGUGGAGUUUGGCCGUGCCGUGUGGCUCCGGUUCUACCCGCCGGCGUUCCCGCCCUGCCCCAACCCCAGCUUCGUGGCCCACCUCGGGGGCGUGGCGGUGGGCCUGACCCUGGGCGUGGUGGUGCUCCAGAACUACGAGCAGCGUCUGCAGGAGCAGUCGCUCUUCUGGAUCUUCUUCUGCGUCUACACGCUCUUCAUCAUGUGCGGCGUCUUCUGGAACGUCUUUGCGUACGGCCUGCUCGACGUCAAGCUACCUCCUCCACCGUGACGCGUCUCGCGCAGACAGACAGACAGACAGACAGUGCGCACAGUCAAGCCUAUCAGCUCCUGAGCACAAAAUCUCUGUGUGCUGUUAUGCCACUCCAAUGCCAAGUACCUCAUCUGUAUUGAAUUAGCACACAGUCUGCAGCAGCGCCUGUUAUGUUCGUGCCUCCUCCAGCAGCUUUAGGACACACAGAGGGAUCCAGCUGAAGUGAAGACGUCCUGGACUUGUAGCCCAAAGGGUUCCGCACAAGUCAAGCCAAACAAGAGUGGUGUCUGACAUGUAAACCAAGUACUAAUGUGGUGAAUACUGAAUAAUCUGUUGUGAAAUACUAGACUGACGUGGGUAGAAGUGUCUUGAUGCAGCUUUCGCGGUAUGUUUUAUGUAGCCGUCAUUCCACUCCAAAGACCCAUUCGCUACAUAGUGUUGAAAAAUCUCCAUAUAUGUGUUUCUCUCCAUAUAUGAGUGUGGAUUUCUGAGGUGUUGUGAGAACACGGAACACUUCUUUUUUUUCUGUGAAAAGAGAGUCGAAAUAUAUAUUUUUGUAUAAAUGAAUAUAGCAUGCCAAGAAACAUAGCUCUGCUUUACAAUGGAGUGUUGCCAAUCUCAUACAGACAACAUAGCUCAUGCACGUGUCACCCGUGCUUCUGGUAAUAUGAACACCAACCGGUUACAAGACACCACCGUUUUCAUAUAUGCCCCCACUUUUUGUGGGGGCAUAAUUAACCUAUACAUAUUUAUGUUACUCAGUCCCAUACUACAUACUUAGUUGGAGUAAAUGGUUUGACAUGCUGUAUUGUACGUGGGAGUUCAUCUCCCUCCCCUGAAGUUAAUCACAUGUUACGAGUUAAUCUCCCUCCCCCUGAAGUUAAUCAUUUUCCCCUGAAAAAAAAAUGAUGUUGAUCUAUGGAAAUCUGACUUAAUUGCCUUUUUCUGAUGUAGACUGUGUAAACGUUAGCACACUGUCUCCCUCACAUUUUUGACUUGAAUUGUAACACUAUGCUGUGUGCAAACCUAUUUAUACUUUGUUGAGUCAAUGGCAUGUGAUUGUGUGAGGUGACCCGUUAGUGUAGUGAGUGACACUAAAAUGUGUUGGAUACUCGUCAGUGUUCUGUGACAAGGUGCUAAGGUUAUAACAAAGGUGUCAUUCACAAUGGAUGCACAAUGUCUUAUAAAACUACUCGAGAAAGCUGACCUCAAUGUAGACUGGAGUCAAAUGUGUGGCUUAAGUAUUUAGAGGACUACAUACAGUACAUGUGAAGAAGAGCACAAUGGCUAAGCUAAGACUUCCCUUUUGAUUGUUCUGGUUGGAAACUGAAAAGCACUACAAACUCAUACCUCAAAUACUUAAGCAGACAUUUGAUGCAAGUCUAGCUCGCCUCAAAGGCUCCAUAUACAGGCCUUUGACCUCAUUAAUAGCUAAGGUAUCUGUACUCUGAUCCAUAUGAAUACAUUAUGGUAAUAAAGUAAUAUUUUAACGUACUGCAAAUGUUUGGUUUUUAUUAAUAUGCUAUGUUCUGUCAUAAUGAUAACUGUAUUCUGUGAUGAAUAUAAAACAGUGUUGGAGACUGAGCAUUUUACAU